CAGAUAAAUUCCGUUUCAGCUUUAAGAACUCAAGUUUUUCUUCUGCCAUCACACAAUUAGAUUUCAACUACAGAGCAGGAAAAAAAAUCAAUCAUGAUUAGGAAUCCAGAUUUUGACACAUUUGUUUGCUGUGCUGUUUGUUCCAAGCUAAUUCCACCACCUCCUUCACCAGAGACCUUUGCGCGGAUCAGGGAAUAUAAGCCUUAUAAAACUCGAUACUAUACACACAAAGAUAUACUGGAACUUGGUGCUGACAUUAAGCAAGAAGAAGCAGACAGAAGAGAAUUAGAAAUAGAGAAAAGAAUUGAAAAAGUGCGGAUGAAACUACUGCUUCAGGCUGAGACUGAAAAAGAGGAUGCAGUGGAAGAUGCCCUCAAUCGUGCUGAUUCCCUCCAUAAGAAAGAUCUUGAAGAACUUAGAAAGAAAGAUGAAGAAGUACUAAAAGAAACUGUGAAAAAUACAAGGAUAGAAAUGCUGCAGCACUUAGAACUGGAGCUGAAGAGAGAAUCGGAAGCCGCUGAGCAGCGCAUGACACACAAACUUCAACGGAUUGUUCUGGAGCUCAGUCGGGAGAAGACGGCAGCUAUAGCAGCAGUGAGACAGGAAGAGAGAGAGAAAAUAGCUGAAUUCCUUACCAAGCAAGAAAAGAGGUAUUUGGAACAAAUCCAGCAUGCUGGCCAGCUUGCUCAUGAAAUUUAUCAGAAGAACUUGCAACAGCUAGCCUGGGAGAAAAAACAUGAAAUGGAGGUUGCCCUUACAAUUUCCCAAAUAGAGUUUCAGGAAGAAACCGAAAAACUGCUCAAAGUGGCAGAUGCUACUCGUGAAACUCAACUUGAAGAAGUAAUAAGCACAGUGAACAGGAAAGACAGUGAGAUCCUGUCUCUUAGCCAGCAGGUGAAACACAUGACAGCCUGGAAAGAUAGCCUGGAAGCUGAAAUAUUAGAAACAAGGGAAGCAUUUCAGAAAUACAUCGACCUCACCUUUCCUCAGCUCGCUCCGGGCCAAGCAGAUUUUAUCUUACCAUUCAGAAAAGUAUCUCCAUUCACAGAUUAUGGUCCUGGAGAAUACUCCCAGUGACCAUGAGGAGAGUGCUAUGGGGAUUUAUCCAUUUGCUGCAAACAUCCAAACUUACAGUAAGGAAGUGCUUCAGUGCUGCAGGAAAAAAAUAAACCAGUCUUCCUUUGCUACACUUUAUGUCUGUAUAUGUAACUUUGU
Molecule: messenger RNA, 1215 nt
Organism: Varanus komodoensis (Komodo dragon)
Lineage: Eukaryota; Metazoa; Chordata; Lepidosauria; Squamata; Varanidae
Gene: CUNH6orf163
Product: chromosome unknown C6orf163 homolog
Exons: 5
Coding region: 94-1077 (327 amino acids)
Source: RefSeq, a predicted model, not a curated record